AUGAACCGACGCGAUGAAACAUCGAUACCAAAAUCGCGGAUCGUACCGGCCGUGAAAUCAAGGGGUCCGUCGAAAAUUCUACCGAGAGGGAAGGAAAAUACGCAAGCUGCUGCGAACGCGACGUUUAAACAGUUAAGGAAACCCAGCAUUAUCGAUGCAAAUAAAGGGAAUGGAGCUGUUGGCGCGCAAUCGCAUCCUUCGAUCGCGAAAACGUUUUCGACGAAGAAAACUCGUUUCCACGUUCACCGCGACAAGGCGAUCGAAGAUAACAAGGGCCAACAGUCGGAGGUGAAGGCUGCAACUUUGCUUCACGUUCCGCGAAAACGUUCGUUGGAUGCUGGAACGCAAACCGUUCGUAAAUUUUUACACACGAAAAUUCCUAUUCGCGUAAGGUCAAACUCCGCCACUGCUGUUCCGUCGAAUCGACGAACGGAGACAAGAUGCACCGGUACGAACAACGUCGCAGCAACCAGGAACGCGGCAACACCUGGCAACGAUGGAGUCACGCUGCGAACGCCGUUGGUUCCUUCCAAGGUGAUGGUUCGACGGGUGAACCACCUCGUUGCCUCAUCGACUUUGAAAAUCAGGGAAGAAGAACCGCCUCGGUGUUUCUCCGAGGCAAUGGAUUCGUUGCCUCCCGACUUGUACUACAACGUAGAGUAUCUCGACGAACUACCGAUCGUUGAACUGGAAAGAGAGAAACAGUCGCCAAAAUUAUCCAACAACUUUUUGAAGCAACACAUGAAUGCCGAGCAGAGGAAACUGGUGGUCGCUUUCCUGAUUCAUGCAGGAAACCAUUGCAGGUAUUCGUCCAACGUCGUCUAUCAAGCAGUGAAAUUAUUCGACGCCGCGAUGGAUCGAAUCGCUGUAAGGACUACUCACAUUCAGUUGACGGCGAUGGCCAGUUUGUGGAUCGCGGUCAAACAGCACGAGAACUUUCAGAAAAUUCCUCAGGCUUCGAAGAUUCUAGCCCUCGCCAAACUACAGUACAGAGGGAAAGAAGAUCUGCUGAGGGCAUACGAACGAAAGAUAUUAAACAAUCUACAUUUCAACACAACGUUCGCCGAUGCGUACUCGCUGUACAACUUCUGCCUGAUAAAUUGUAUAUCUUACAUGAACGUUUGCAACGGGACAACCAGGCGUCUAUAUUUUUGUGGCGGAUACGCGAUCGACGUAACGCUACUGGACGAUGCAUUUUGUCGAACGUCGGCUGGUCUGAUCGCUAUCGCAGCAACCGAAUUGGUUCUCAGUUUGGUUUUUGACGAUGUUGACAAGUAUGCUCGGCCACGAUGGCUGUUCUGGAGAGGUAUACUUUUCGCCAGGUCUCCUCGUUUCAUUCACAGGAGGAGUCAGAACAACAGACGUAACGGAACGUCGGGAAAGAGCCCGAGACAGGCGGUGCAGCAGAGGCAGGCAGCGAAUAUGAGGGAGAGGAGGCGUAUGCAGAACAUAAACGACGCCUUCGAGGGCUUGAGGGCCCACAUACCGACUCUUCCCUACGAGAAAAGGCUCUCGAAAGUCGACACAUUGAAGCUGGCUAUCGGUUACAUAAAGUUUCUCAACGAACUAGUCAGAGCGGACACGGGUAACGAUCCAUUGACGGGGAACGGCGGCCACUCGAGGUGUUCCGGUCGGGACGAUACCAAGAAGGUCAUAGUUCGUGGCAGCGAAGGGAACCCCUUUAUUUUCCACUCGCUAUCCUGGUCCAGGAAGUCGGACAUUUCCCCGAACGGGACGAUGUACGCGAAAGUUUGGACGCCGGAAGAUCCGCGGGCAUCGAAAAACGGCUCGUCGUUCGAGUAAACUCAGGUUUUAAUCGUUAAGUCUGAACAUGCCCCGUGUUAUUUAGUAUUUAAGAACAAAUGGCUCUAGUCGUUGAUCCAUAAUUUAUAUCCACCGUCGUAUUUCUUUCCUUACCGUUCGUAGCUCGAAUUGCUUUUAAAAUUAAUCGACUCUUC
This is a messenger RNA of Colletes gigas, 1958 nucleotides long. RefSeq lists its product as uncharacterized. The record is from RefSeq and is a predicted model, not a curated record. Bases 1 to 1803 code for a protein of 600 amino acids. NCBI's taxonomy places the organism in Eukaryota, Metazoa, Arthropoda, Insecta, Hymenoptera, Colletidae. Gene Ontology annotation, molecular function: protein dimerization activity; RNA polymerase II transcription regulatory region sequence-specific DNA binding; DNA-binding transcription factor activity, RNA polymerase II-specific. Gene Ontology annotation, biological process: developmental process; regulation of transcription by RNA polymerase II. The transcript has 10 exons.